Candoia aspera is the source of this 3622-nucleotide messenger RNA. RefSeq names its product ALS2 C-terminal like (gene ALS2CL). Gene Ontology annotation, molecular function: small GTPase binding; guanyl-nucleotide exchange factor activity. Lineage: Eukaryota; Metazoa; Chordata; Lepidosauria; Squamata; Candoiidae. The transcript has 26 exons. Bases 74 to 2875 code for a protein of 933 amino acids. The record is from RefSeq and is a predicted model, not a curated record. Gene Ontology annotation, biological process: endosomal transport; regulation of GTPase activity. Gene Ontology annotation, cellular component: cytoplasm; cytoplasmic vesicle.
GGGUUUGCAUCCAGCGGGAAGGUUGCUUGGCUGAUGACCCAUCACAACAGCUUAGCUUCCCUCUGAGUGGGACAUGAGCAUCGAGGAAGUGGCGUCCUCAUUGCUAAGAGCAGAGGAGACUUUUUCUGCGUGUCUUGCACGGAUCAACACCGUGGUCCUCAAGCCCCUCUUGCAAUCAGGUUCCUUUGAGAAUAUAAAGGUCUUUCUCCUGUUAAAUGACCACUUCCAAGUUAUCUGGCACCUGACGGAGGAGAAUGAUAGGACAUUGAGGCAAAUAUACGGCGCGUCUGAAUCCGUCAGCCUCCCCGACGUCUAUCUCGUCUGGAAAGCGGACGCAUUUCUGAAUGCUUAUAUCCAGUACUUUUUUGCAUUUGCUACCUGCGUGGUGGUCCGGGGUUUUGAAGAUGUGGCCAGGAUUAAAAGCGAGGUCUGGAAGCUGUGCAGAUCCUCCCUGCAGGAAUUUCUUGCAGAUUUCUCUCGGGAUACCUCCAUGGCGGUAGCUCUCCACACGGUGUUGCAGAAGCCAUUCCAAGACCACCUUCAGCAAUAUUCCUUUGUCCUCUCCAGGCUGAAGAAAGCAGCUGGCCAGGGCUUAGAGAAAGAAAAGAUUGCUGAUGCUUCAGAAAAGUUUGCAAAGCUGCGUUCGUUCGCCAGCCAAGUCCUGGACGAAGCCUGCCUCACCGCGAGUUUGUGGAAAUCUCUGGGAUCGAAGUUCACGGACGUCCUUUGCACGCCCGAGAGACGGCUGCUGGAAGACAGCCAAAACCUCUCCAUCUUUGCCAGCAUAGGCCGAAUAGAUCGCAUCCUGCUCUUCAACGAUGCCCUAGUGCUGAUCCAGGGGAACAGUUUCCAGAGUUUUGAUCUGAAGCUUCUGUGGGUGGAUGCAACUUCCAGAGAAACCGGACAGCACACCCUCCGCAUUGUUGCUCCAGAAGAAGAAUUCUUCCUCUUGACCAAAGAACCAGAAUCACGAGCCGUGUGGCAAUGGAAGACAAAUCGAGCGGUGUGCCAGGCCUUGGUGGGGAAGACAGACCUCCCCUUGUGGGGGGACGCUGGCAAAGGCUUCGAGCCCCCGCUCUGCCGCUUCGCCACCUUCGCUUUCAAGGCCGAGGGGCGGUUCAAGAAUGCCACCUACCAGGGAGAGUGGUGCCUGGGGAAGCCGCACGGCAAGGGGACACUGACGUGGCCCAAUGGCCAGAACUACGUUGGAGAUUUCAAAGCAGGCUUGGAAAAUGGGUUCGGGAUCUGCUUGAUCCCCCAAGGAUCAAAAGACUGCUACGACUGCUACAAAUGCCACUGGCGGGAAGGCAGGAUGAACGGCUACGGGAUCUGCGAAUACGGCAAUGAGAUGGUCUACAAAGGGUAUUUCAAGGACAACAUGCGCCAAGGUUUUGGCGUCUUGGAUAGUCCUCCGGCUACUGGUCAUCCCUUUAAAUACACAGGACACUGGAAAAAGGACAAGAAAACUGGCUACGGCGUCUGGGAUGACAAGGAGAGAGGAGAAAGGUACAUCGGGAUGUGGGAAAGCGACCAGAGGCACGGGCCGGGCAUUGUGGUGAUGCAGUCCGGCGUCUGCUUUCGAAGGAUGUUCCACCUGGAUAAAAUGGUGGGAUCUGGGGUUCUCCUUCUAGAGGACAAUUCUGUCUUCGAGGGAAAUUUCACAAACAACUUGAGUUUUGUUGGAAAGGGGAAACUGACCUUUUCCAAUGGCUUCGUCCUGGAGGGUGUGUUCACCAACAAACCUAGACGGGGAUUACAGAUGCAAGGGAUUUUGAACUCUUCCGGAGAUCAGCUGCCUGUCACCAAGGUUGCCGUCCAGUUGGGUCAGGAAGACUUCCCGGUGGAGAGGAGAUGGGAAGACCUCUACGACCAGUUCCUGGGGUUCAUCCGGGCAGGAGGCCAAGGAGAGACGGAAGAAUUUUUCAUGGGUUUCCACGUGCAGACAAGUCGGGAGCUGCGCAAGUCUCAGGAACACCUUUUCUGCCACAGAGGAACUGAAGAAGCUUCCAAGGAAACGGACUUUCUUGAAGAACUUGUAACACGCCAGGAACCGGAAGCUCGACAACGGCAUUUGCGACAGUCCCUGGAGUCCUCUCUGCAUCCUUUAGGGAAAUUGCUGAAAGCUCUGACCUUGGUGUUUCAGUCCACCUACUCUGGCAUCGGUGCUAACAAGCAUCUGUUGAGCAUGGCCCAGGAAGAGGUCAAACACUACGCCAAGAAAAUUUGGGAAUUCUACCAGGGCCUGCUGCAACUUGCCUUCAAGGUCAAAGGACACACAUCCCCCCAAGAUACAGAACAGAGGGGCCCGGACGGGGGCUGCCUGAUGCUGCCUCUCAUCCUCCCGUCCUUCUAUCCGGAGCUCCUGAUGCUCUACAUGGUCUCCCACGAGCAGCAGGACCAAGUUUACUGCCAGGGGAUUGUCCAGCUCAGCUGCUUGUCCGACAUGAAGCUACUGGAAUACCUGGAUGUCCAGAAACACUUCUGGCCACUCAAGGAUCUCACGCUCACAAAUAACCAAAGGGAGUCCCUGGUGAAGGAUCAUUGCUUUCUCUCUGCUACUGAAUGUCUACAGAAGCUGAUCACUACCGUUGACCCCCAGGAAAAACUGGACAUUCUCCAAAGGACGUACGAGGAGAUCGAGAAAACAAUAAACCGACUCCUGGGGAAGGAAUAUAACCUGCCGAUGGACGACCUCCUCCCUCUGCUGGCGUACGUGGUCACUCGGGCCAGCAUCCAGCACUUGGGAGCGGAAAUCCAUCUGAUUAGAGAUUUGAUGGAUCCUACAAACGAAGGUGGCAGGCAUGAUUUCCUCCUCACAGCACUAGAGUCAUGCUACCAGCUUAUCCAGGAGCUAAAACUGCAUCAGAAUUGGUGAACGCUGUGUGACUCCCGAAACAUUACACACCAGAGUGAUCUGAGGUCAUCCACCGGUGGCAGUUUGAGAAUUUAUUCUGAUAACGCAAAAAGACUGGAGUGGACAUGGUUGCUGCUAUUGGUUGGGUUUUUUUUAAAAUUAAUAUUUGUCUUUCCUAUGGGAAGCAUGUUCAUUCUUUUAGCUGGCAGUUUCUCUGAAAUUGAGUCAAUGACCAGAGAUAGUUUGCAAUUGACCAAAAAUAGAUACAGACCGACAAGGGCUGAUGUGUCUUCCGUUGUCUGAUAAAUGCAGGAGAGCCAGUGUACCUUUCCCCAGAAAAGAUCUGCGUAAUUUUUCAGACCCAAGACAGCAAUCUGGGCUUAAUAGGAACAGAUCUUCAGCCUUAUUUUGGUCGAUGACGUGUUUGACCCAUCACACUUCCUUUUUAUUUCUCUCUUAAAUGACCAUCCAUUUCUUCCACUGUGUUUAUAAUUUCCCAGUGGUAGGACAAGACAAUAUCAUGGCUCACGACACAUAGCAAAUUACUUUGGGUUAUUAUAUUUGCGAGGUAACCAAUUAACCAAACAUGUUAAAAUCUGGAUUAAUCUGCUGCAGAUUAACCUGUCUUGAAAGGGUUCAACAGCUACCUGCUACAGCAAUGUAACCUAUACGCAUAAAAAAAGCUGUAUUUUGGGUUUCCUUGGCCCACUGUGAAUGAAACAUUACCCUCCUGCUAUUAUCCCACUGAAAUAAGGAGAUUCAAAAUAA